AACUCCUACUCUUCCUCUUGUGCUUACAGAAGAAGAGCAUGUCGCUAAUUUUCUUGUAUGGCUCUCCACUGCCCGCGCCAACCCGGUUCUCCGCAACAUAGAUGCAGCGGAAUGCUCUUCUUCUGUUCUCCACAUCACAGGUGCCGAGGAAUGCUCUACUUCAGAAAGGAGCGAAGCAGAUUAUGUUGUCCUCCUGCCUCCUUCGCCUCAUCCAGAAAACCCAGAACCCCACAUCUCAACACAAACCCCUCCAAAUGCGCAUCAAAUUUUUGAAUGCAAGACUUGCCAAAAAGUAUUUACCUCACCUCAAGCACUAGGCGGCCAUCAGGCUAGCCAUAAGAAAGUUAGGGGUUGUUUUGGCACUCGGCUUGAAAUCAAGUCACCCAAGAUGAUGAAGUACACAUCCACCAAAGACGAAAGCAAUAAUAGAAUUCCUCAAAAUAAUCAAACUGAGUUUUCCCAUCAAAAUAAUCAAGCUGGGGCUUCCUCCGAAAGUAUGGCAUUAGCAAUUGCUCCAUUUGAAGGUACCUCAUCGCAGUUGUCAUUGCCAAAGAAAAAUCCCAAAGUACAUGAAUGCUCAGUUUGUAAACGGCAGUUUCCAUCAGGCCAAGCACUUGGCGGGCACAUGCGAUGUCAUAGGAGGGCAUCAAGUUCCCGUGGCGUCACCGUUGAGUCAGCGAGCGUUGUUGCCACUGAGCUACAAUUAGAGGAAUGUGUUGGAACUGUAAAUACAGAGCAGAGCUGA
Dendrobium catenatum is the source of this 745-nucleotide messenger RNA. Its product is annotated as zinc finger protein ZAT5-like. The annotation marks the transcript as partial. The record is from RefSeq and is a predicted model, not a curated record. Lineage: Eukaryota; Viridiplantae; Streptophyta; Magnoliopsida; Asparagales; Orchidaceae. The transcript has a single exon.